This is a messenger RNA of Penicillium longicatenatum, 663 nucleotides long. RefSeq names its product maleylacetoacetate isomerase MaiA (gene maiA). Lineage: Eukaryota; Fungi; Ascomycota; Eurotiomycetes; Eurotiales; Aspergillaceae. The coding region runs from base 1 to 663 and encodes 220 amino acids. Gene Ontology annotation, biological process: glutathione metabolic process; L-phenylalanine catabolic process. Gene Ontology annotation, molecular function: glutathione transferase activity; maleylacetoacetate isomerase activity. The transcript has a single exon. The record is from RefSeq and is a predicted model, not a curated record. Gene Ontology annotation, cellular component: cytoplasm; mitochondrion.
AUGCCCAUAACACUCUAUACCUAUUUCCGUUCCUCUUGCUCAGCCCGACUCCGCAUAGCCCUCCACCUCAAAGACAUACCCUUCACGCCCAUAUUCGUCAACCUCCUUAAAGAUGAACAAUCCUCUGCGGCCCACAAACAAAUCAAUCCAUCUGGCCUCGUUCCGGCCCUCAUAGUCGAAAAUGAAGGCAUAGCACCAGUGACAAUCACCCAGUCCCUGGCAGCACUAGAAUACCUGGACGAAGCAUUCCCAGGAGCUGCACUACUCCCAUCUGACCCCAUGUCCCGCGCUCAAGCACGCACACUAGCAUCUAUCAUUGCCUGCGACGUGCAGCCGGUGACGAACCUCAAGAUUCUGAAGCGGGUCGCCACGCUGGGUGCGGACCGGACUUCAUGGUCAAAGGAUUUGAUUGAGGAUGGACUGCGUGCGUAUGAAUCCACCGUGGCGAAGUCUGCAGGGAAAUUCAGCGUCGGGGAUGAUAUCACUAUUGCGGAUAUUUGUUUGAUUCCGGCUGCGUGGGGUGCGGAGCGGGUUGGGGUUGAUCUCAAGGUUUUCCCGGUUACUUUUGGAAUUAUUAGGAAUUUGGAGGGGAUUGAGGCUGUGAAGAAGGGGCAUUGGCAGAACCAGCCUGAUACUCCUGAGGAGUUGCGAGCGAAAGAUUAG